Messenger RNA from Bacillus rossius redtenbacheri, 11405 nucleotides. RefSeq names its product jerky protein homolog. The record is from RefSeq and is a predicted model, not a curated record. NCBI's taxonomy places the organism in Eukaryota, Metazoa, Arthropoda, Insecta, Phasmatodea, Bacillidae. Gene Ontology annotation, cellular component: nucleus. Bases 79 to 1035 code for a protein of 318 amino acids. Gene Ontology annotation, molecular function: DNA binding. The transcript is spliced from 2 exons. Gene Ontology annotation, biological process: regulation of gene expression.
UAGCGCAAAUCUAUGACGUGCAGCGGGUAAAGUAAAUAUAAACACUAGUACUUUAUUUACUCUAUGAAAUAAACUAAAAUGAGUAAACGGAAGAAGGAACAUUUAUGUUUUAAAUGUGGAAGAGCGUAUGAAUUGUACAAAAGUUUUCGUAGUCACUUGUUGAAAAAGCAUCCCGAUAAGGUUGACGACAUAUCUUCUUCCAAGAACAGCAGAAAAAUAUAUAACUUUAAGUGUAAAAGUUGUGAUAAACAAUUUAAUCACUUUCGGAAUUUGAGAUACCAUGAACGUAAAUUCCACAGUUCGGAAAAUGUUAUCAAAGACAGUUUCAAGUGUUCAGUGUGCGAAUUUAGGCCGAACACAAAGACGUCGUCGUUAAAUCAUUUGAAAUCUAAACACGCCGUCACUGUUGAACCCCAAGAGAUUGAGUUUUCUUCUUUCGAAGAUUUUCUAACAUGGAAGGAAAAUGUCGAAAAGGAAACACAUUCCAGUGCUCUACGAAGGAUGGCCCAGUCCUUGGUUGUGGGGGCUGCUCCUGAGAUGGUGACCCAGGAAGAAGAGCCUGACAACCGGCCCUCGGGCGACUCCACUCCAAAUUCUUCUGUGUUGGGGUGGAAGCCAGUCGUCUUCGUCCAGGAGGGUGCCGCCUGGGUCGCCGCUCACUGCGGGAAGCGGCCAGCACAACGGCGGAGGGAUGCUGAGCGCAGGAUUGCGCACAGGCUUCGCAGCCGAAACGCCAAUCCUGCUCCCCCGGCCAAGCCCAGCAACUCCACAGCCCGUGAAGAGGUGGAGUUUGGCGAGUCUGCAGCUGUUGAGGCGAGUCGGGCCCCAAGCCAGGGGUUCGACCCAACCCAGAUCUAUCUGGAUUGCGAACUCCGGCUGCAGCUCGCACGGCUGGAGGACCACCGUGUCCUCACCACCGCCCUUUCAUUGGUGGUGAGGGACACCAUUCCGGGAGGGGGGGGGGGCGAACAUCUGCUUCCCCCAGCCCGUGCUCGUGCAGUGCAUGACGUUGGCAGCCGCCAGAUUGCCAACUGACGCUGCACGCCUUCGAGCCCUGGUCGAGGAGGCAAUUAGAGAAGAGGCCUCUCGACCGACUGGGACGAGGUUGCCAGGGACUUCGCCCUGGCACACGGAAGGUGAAUGCGGGACUGGUCCAAGCCGUACAGCGAGGGAUGCCGCGUUGUGUGGUACUAAGGACCCCGGGAUUGUGAUCUACCAGCCGCCUUCAUCAUUCAAGGAGCUGUCCCGCCACCAGAUGCAGUGGCAGGGGAAGGGGGGGGGACCCUAGGCCCCCCCUGCUCAGAGUGCAUCUUCCCUCUGCCCACCGGGCCAUCCUGGUGGGCACAACAUCAGCCACCACCGACGACGACACCCGCACCGGCCGCGGAACGCGACUACGGAGAGAGAAGAGGGACACAACGCCAGUGAAGACCAUCGGGUGGGGGGCGGUCGGCUGGGCCGUGGGAUCGCAUGUGAAAGGACAGGCGACUCCGCGGCUUGGUCGGCUUCUCUGCACCGGGUGGAGCAUCAGCGCCAAUGGCACCAAGACCUGCAGCCAGAUGUGAGGGCAAGUCAGGUAGUACGGUGAUGAGGGGGAGAUGGUGCGGUACCCGAGGGGGAGAUUCGUCUCUCUCUCGGUCGGGUGUCGCACUAUCUCUCCUGGAAGCUGGAACCCUGGCCCCCAGGUGUGGAGCCUUCAUGGGGAAGUGUAGUGGUCGGAAUCCGGAGAAGUGUUGGGGGACGGGGGUGAGUGGCCUUUCGAAAAGAUGAGUGCACAGGAGGGCCACUCUGAUCUCCUAACCGAGCAUGACUCCACAUUCCCGGCCAUGAAACCUUUCUCAUGGGACUUCACAGAAGAGAGUGCCCAACACCAUCACUCUUCUGGUUUCGGCGACAGUUGUGGACUGAUUUUCUCUAAGUGUUAUGUGUUUCCCCCUCCUUGCCCUCCUGGAGCCAAUCCUGGGAGAUGCCGCGCCCCUAUGCUCCGAACAGAGUAGGGGAGGUGGCGCGUCAUCGACUUUGAGAAGCGACAGGUGGGGCACGCACCCUUUUUCCUUCCCAUGCUGUACUCUGCUGUCUCCCUCACGGGAGACUAGUAAGAGUGCAGCCUUCCCCAGUGUUUGUGUUUGUCCUGUCGAGUCACACCCGUAAGGUCUUCAUGUUUUUUCUUUGUACAGUAGAACAUCCUGUAUCCGUAAUUCUACUUACCGGAAUUUCUACUAUCCGGAUGAUUUCCGAGAGUUAAAAAAAUUUACAAAAUUUUAAAAAAAUAUAUAUAUUUUUAAAUGAUUUAUAAUAUAUACAGCAAAACCCCUUAUUUGCACUUUUCAUGGGGACAAAGUAAAAAAGUUUAAAAAGCGGGAAAGUGUAAAUAAAGGGAAAAGUAUAAAAAGGAGUACAGUUUACCUUAUUUAGAAUUUUUUUCCUUUUGUUUAAUAGCACAUACUACAAUGCAGGUACAAACACACUAACAACAAAUUUUACUUUAGUAUUUAAUCAAUUAUUAAUUUACCACAUUUGACAAAAAUAAAAAAAGAAUGAAAGCCAAAAUGUUUUUCUGAUUUCUUCCUAAAAAAUAAAUUUGAAAUUUUCUUCUGCUUGCUUUUUUGGUUGUUCAAGGAGAUUAUUUGCCUCUCCAAAUUAUAAAUACAGUUGCGACCGGCAGGGUUUAUAACAAAUACGGGCUACAUACACAUUGCUCACAGUAAAAAAUUUUUUUAAGAAAAGGCAGCAAAUUGAUGAAUAUUUACCGUCAAUAGCGCGCCAAACGCGGAGAAAGGUCAUUGUACUCGGUCAGCUGCUGUAACGACGCGGCGGCGCAUGCGCACUCUAUGCUCCGCCCAGACUCAUGACGCCAUCAGCCGCCAACCAAUAGAUGCGAGCUUAGCGGAAAAAAAUAUAAGCUCCACCUCCCGUGUACCAAUUUUAUCCAGUUCUAAUACCAGUUUAUUGGUAUACGCACCAGUUUUCUCGCUGCCGUGACAUGUUCAAGUUUACGUUUAUCAUGAUGUCUUGAUACCAAUAAUUAAUUAUUUACGAUCCCCAGAAAUAAAUGGUUAGUUUAAAAAAUAUGGCGUCAACUGUACAAUACUUCCCAAAUUAUAAAAGACGUAUAAAACAGUUACCAAGACACCGCUCAUUUUAUCUUGUGAAGUUUAUGUCUCGUACCAGUAUUUCGGCUAAGUUGUGACAUAAAUACAGUAUCAGAACUUACAAGCAGCCAUGUUUGUACAUUCAUGAGUUUACGUUUUUCCCUCGUGCAUUUUAGAUUGUCUGCUGCUAUAAUUACUCGUACUUUUACACGCCUAGGCUUAAAUUAUUACAUGUUUAGAAAUAAAAGCAACUUUUCAUGUUAUAAAAUAUGUAUAUUUUGCUAUUUAAAAUGUUCAUUGCCUACUAGCUCCACGGUAUUUUCUGGUUGUUUAUGGUUGUUACGUGACGUAAAUAGCGGGAUUGAUUCGAUUUUUGAGACGUAAUUCGCGGGAAAGUAUUGUAUUGGACUAUAUGGGAACCAAACGAGAUCUGAAGAAUAUAGUGCAAAUAACGGGAAAACGUAAAUAACGGUAACGUAAAUAAGGGGUUUCGCUGUAUUAAUAUAUAUUAUUCCCGCGGAAGUAAAUACUGAUUGUUUGCGCAGUUCACGCCCCGUAUAGUCAGUCAGGGUGCACUUGAUUUUAUAAACACUCAGUGAGUUAUGAUGGAAGCCAAGGCUUCCGGUCUCGCGACUGCAGUGCACGGGCGUCGAGCGCAUAUCAGGAAUUGGCGGCAGCGGCCCCGCCUACACGUGAGCGCGCCGUGAUAACGCGUUGUAGGGGAGGGGGAGUGGUGUAUUGUGUGCGUUCAAUGUCAGUCUUGCUUGUGGUGCGCGAUCGCUAGUAUGUACGUUCCUGCAGACACGUGAUGAUUUCAAAACAUAAACUUCCUGGUGAUGAGGAAAAGAGUAGUAAACGAAGGAAAAAAGUUCUUACCAUUAAAGAAAAGGUUGAGAUUCUCAAGAAACUAGAUGCUGGGACUUCUGUUAAAAAUCUCAGCCAAUCAUAUGAUGUCGGCAUUUCGAUGAUUUACGACAUAAAGAAACAAAAGAAUGAACUGUGUAAAUUUUAUUCAGACAGUGAUACGAAGAGAGAAAUUGAAAACAGAAAAACAAUGCAGGGUGAUAAUGCUCUUUAUCAAUGGUUUCGUUUGCGGCGAAGUGAAGGUGUUAGCAUAUCUGGACAGAUGCUGAUUGAACAGGCAAAAAUGUUUCAUGCCGAACUGAAUCUAACAUACGAUUGUGACUAUUCGUUAGGGUGGCUUCAUAAAUUCAAAAAACGCCAUGGAAUUUCUUUUUUCAAACUUAGCGGUGAAAAGCUUUCUGCAGAUACAGUGGCGGCGGAAAAGUUUGUUGUUGAGUUCGCAGAAUAUGUGUUAGACAACAACUUAACAGCAGACCAAGUUUACAAUGCGGACGAGACUGCUUUGUACUGGCGUUGUAUGCCUCGAAGCACGCUGUGCACUGCAGAUAAUCCUCACAGCGGGAUGAAAGAUUCUAAAGACAGAUUGACCGUGCUUGGUUGUUCAAAUGCUGCCGGUACCCACAAGCUGAAGCUACUCGUAAUUGGCAAAAGCUUGCGCCCAAGGGUGCUAAAAGGUGUUAAAGUGUUACCCGUUGAAUACCGAGCUACAAAAACCGCGUGGAUAACAUCUGCAAUAACCACAGAAUGGUUUGACAGUUUUGUGCGCCAGAGCCGGCAACACUGUAACAAGAUAGGCUUAGACCCGCACUGCAAGAUUGUCCUUGUGCUAGACAACUGCUCCGCGCAUCCUGCAGCUGAAACACUAGACAGGGAUAAUGUUUCUGUCAUGUAUCUGCCCCCUAACUGCACUGCACUAAUCCAAACGCAAGAUCAGGGAAUAUUACUCUCCCUAAAAUGUUGUUAUUGCACGGAGUUCAUGAAGCACUUUUUAUCUGAUCUGAAUGGCGGAAAAACAAUCUCAGAAAUUAAAAAGGAAUACACCAUUAAGGAUGUCAUAUGGUCACUAGCUCGUGCAUGGGAAGGUAUGCCUGCGUCAACAUUUCACAAGGCAUGGUUUAAAUUGUGGCCGACUUUGGUUUAUCGUGACGAGGUUCAUGACAAGGGAAAUGAAGCCGACUUCAAAGGUUUUGAACAAAAAAACGUGAACGAACUGCUGGAGUAUGCCAAGAACAUAACAAAUCCAGAACUAGAAGACUUACAAUUGCAAGAACAAAACAUUGUGGAAUGGUUUUGUGUUGAUGAUAAUGUUCCCGUUGUGCAUCACUUUUCAGAUAAGGAGAUAUUAGACUCUGUUAAGUGUAACAAAGACGACGGAAACAAUGAAAGCAGUAGCGAUGAAGAUGAACCACAUGAGAAAAUCUCGCAAGAUGAGUGCCUUCACCACAUUGAACGAUUAAUAGCUGGCCUAGAGCAACGAAGUUAUGUCAACAACCAGCAAAUUAUGCAUUUGUAUAUGCUUCAAAAACAGCUGACUGAACAGAAGCACAAACGUGUGCGGCAACAACGCAUUAGUGACAUAUUCAAAAGCUCCUGUUUCCACACAUGCUUCAACUACGAGUGAGAACAUUGACGAUCCAACACUUGGCACCAGUGGCACAAACGUAAACAGUUACGUUCAGAGUGACAGUGACAGUGAUUAACUUUAACUUCUCCUGUCUUUCACAAUGUGUGACGAUUUAGGUAAUUUGUUGUUUAGCUUUUUAAAUUUAAAUUAAUGUGACUGUUAAACAAUGUUUCUUACACACAGACAAGUGGGGCCGUAUACAGUGAUUAUUUCAAUGCAGUUUAUCUAAGUUCUAGGACAUAAUUUUUUAUUCGCGGGACAUGUGUAGCCUACAGUGAGUCAUGGUAAGUGUUUUUUUAUUUGUAAUGUACCGUACCUAACUGUACCAUGUAUUAUUAUUUUAUAUUUUAUUUAUGCAACAUGUGGAUACACCAAAUCACUGUACAAACUGUAUGUAAAUUACGUAAUUGUAACACAAUUCAUUGAAUGUCAAACGUCUCGCCUACGUCUUCUUGCUUCGCGCGGACAUCAUGGUACAGUCACGUAGCUGUAGCGUGCUUCUAGGCAAGGUCUGAUAAGCGUGCCCGUGGCAAGGUCACACCACCGGAUGUAGCUGUCAUCACCCUACCCCCACCCCCCUUGCCGUCCUCAUCUACAGCUACAGGAUGUUCACAAACUUCGGGAGCAAUUUUUUUUUUUCAAUUCGGGGGCCUUAUAGUGAAUUUCUACUUUCCGGAAUAGUCUAAGUCCCGACCAUUCCGGAUACAGGGUGCUCUACUGUAUUACUAUAAGGUAAAAGUAAAUGCUAAUAAAUAUCCGCCAUUUCCUGUUUACCUUUUGAAACAGGAACCAGAAACUCAAAUAUCGUAAGAGUUUUUUUGUUGUUACUCCCGCCAUAUUUACAUUAACAAAUAUUAUUGAACUCCCACAAAAUUCACAAGUAAACGAAAUAUUCAAAACUUAACUGAGUACACAUUUACAAAGCAUUAAAACAGUAAACAAAAACAAUUAUUUUGGUGCUCUAUAUUCACUGUGCUUUGGUGACUAAUUUAGAAAUCAGUAGAUUUGGACAUUGAAAUUGUAUACUGGGCUGUUUUCUAAUUGAAAACGUGAUGUCAUUCACAUUAGAAUAAGGACAUGGACCGCCCACACGUUCAGACUAGACGGGCGUUGAUACGAGUGAGCAUGCUACAAAUAACUUAGUGGCAUGGCGUACAUUACAAUAAUAUUUUAUAAAUAAAUAGUUAUAUUAAGUAUAUUAUUGUAUAUCUGGUGACAAAUAUUUUUUUUCACUUCUGUUUGGAAAUUUUAAGUAAUGGAGGCUUAUUCUUACCAUUAGUUUGUAUGAUGAAAUUCCAUUAGUAAUCAGAAUCACAUUCAUGCACACAGUAAAACACUUGAAGCAAAUGUGAUAAGUUGACACCAAAUACUUGAGUCUAAAAGAUAGUCAACACUCACUUCUAUACAGCUAAUCCAGCCAUUUAAUAAUUUGUUGUUUUCUCGUUUGCAGUGCGAAAGAAUGGCUCUUUCCCCAUUUAGUACAGGGUGAACCUGUAAGCUCUAUUUGGCAACAGGAUGAAGCCCCUUCCCAUUGGAAUCUCUUUGUACGAGAGUGGUUGAACAUCGAAGUCCUUGAUUGUUGGACUGGUUGUAAUGGUCGAGACAACAGAGCUCUUUUUUCGCUGGCCUCUACGUUCACCCGACAUAACACCUUGUGAUUUUUUUCCCUUGGGGCUUUAUAAAAGAUUUACCAGAGUUGAGACACAGAAUUGAAGAGGUUAUUUAUUGCUUCCAUUACUCUGGACAUGUUAACCAAAGUGAGGGAAGAAUUGGACUUGAGGUUGGAUGAGUGCCAAGGUGCAUAUAUGGAACAUUUGUAAAUAAAAAAAAAACUAGGUUAGCUUACCUUCAAUUUGAUGUACAAUUUGUGGUAAAUAGUCUAAAUUAAACUGUUAUAAUAUACAAUUGAAACUGAAACCUUUUUUAUAGACAUCCUGUAUACAACAGCCCUACAAUGGUACCGGCCCCAAACCAGCCAACCAGGCAUUUGCUCAUAGCACCAGUUUUUGAGGUGCGACAAAAUUUGGAAGGACAAAAAAUUUUGAGGGAUGGAAAGAAUAAGUUUUUUAAUUUACAAUACUGAUUUGAUUUUCAAAACUACAUGUCAAGGGUAAAGUUUAGUUUAUACUUACUAUUGCAGUGCGCUUAGAAAUAUUACGCCCUAAACCAAAUAUUUACACUAACAAAUAUGAUAAUUAUAUUUUCCUUAAUUAUUAUUUAACCAACAUUUUGUAAUGUUUAGCAUGAUACGUGAGACAGUUUUACAAUAAAAUUAUUUGUAACACAGUUAUCUUGUACAAAAUUACACGGAUCAUUAAAAAUUAAUUUACAUUUGUGCUUGAAAAAUGUACUAACGUCAGUAAUGUAAAAAUAAGUUGAUACGAAAUGCAAGAUCAAACAAAGGAAAGUUCAUUUUUGCUUUUGUAUUUUGUCUGUACAUUUUGGUACAAGCUUCUAGUAAAAAAAUUACAUUCACUAAAUUCAGUAUGUCUAUAAAUCUCAUGAAGUUAGUUGCAUUUCGAUGAUAUAGGGUUAGGAACAAGAUUUUAUAGUUUUAUUUCUAGGACAAUUUGGUUUUAAAACAGGAUAUUAUGUGUAAUUGUUUUUAUUUUUAUAUAUUGUCUUUAUUCAUAAAAAAAAAUGUAUUACUGAACAAAUAUGAAACUAAAUUAUUUCUUAGUACUAAUUUCACCAAAAGUCUCAUUUUGAUUGACACCUGAUGAACUUGCACAGUGAAAUCAUUAGUAACAAGCACGUCUAGAACAGAACUACGCAGAACAAUGAAUAUUAAUAGAAAUUUUUGUGAGUUUUAAAAAUGUACCAUCAUUAAUGUAAAAAUUUGCUACUUGUGUAUGACAUGCAAUAUCUUACAAAAUAAUUUUUUUUUCUAAUCCCUUUAGAUCAUACAUUUUAAUAAAAAUAAAUUACAUUCAAAUGAUUUCACUGUGAUAAAACAUUCAAUUUUUGUAAUUUGAGUUUAGUUUUAUCAAAAGGCCAAUUGAUUUCAUGUUUUUAGUUGAAAUUUGGUGCUAGAUGGUGUAUCAACUUUAUUUUGAUGUUAUAAGUGUAUUGAAAUGCUUUGCGGUAAUAUUUCUGUUGUAUCGCAAUUCACCGUAUAAACUUGUCCCUGUAUAUAUUGUGUUGGUUGGCAUGCUUUACAGAGCAGUCCACCAUGAAACUCUUGUCCCUAAUGAAUUACCGUGUUUUCUCGCAUAAUCGUUGCAAAUUUUAUUCUAAAAUCAAGUUUGAAAAGUAAGGGUGCAACGAUUAUGCGGAAAUUUUUUUUAAUGUUUGAUAAAGUUAUUCAUAAAAAUAAAACCCAUUCGUGGAAAGUACGUUUAUUUAAAAAGUUAUGUACAAACUAGCACGCCAAACAAUUUAAAUUAAUAAGUCGUGCAACAAAAAUUUUUCAACUUUAAAUAGAAAAACAAAACCUGUGAUCCAAAUGCAAGCCUGAACGAACGCGUAACUAUCGCCGCAGUACACAUCACGAAAGAGUGCGGGCCAUCAGAUGCAGUUUACUCGGCACUCUACAGAGAGCGCGUGCUGCAUGCACUCCGCGAGAUAUCGAUGUUCGGCUACGUGUGCGCGCUCUAUACGGGAAGCAACAUAACCAAACAAUUUAAUGAUUGCAACGAGCGCUGGCUACAAUUUCUGUAAGCGGUACACCGCGGCGACGCAGACGAACAGACGAAGGUUAUAACGUUUGAAAAUUCUUUAAAAGUAAAUUUACACAUCGGACAACUUUGUAUUUCCGUUAAUUAAAUAAGUAAGGACGCGGUUACACGGGAGUCUGAACUACUUCAGGUGAACAUGCUCAGCUGUUGAGUGCGGUUUCACACAGUCUGAACAUGUUUCGUUCGAGGCCAUUUCCCAUUUAACUUAAAAAGGUUGGCAAAGUAGUUCAGAUCGACAUAUCUUCUACAUUAGCCUCUGAUUGGCUGUUUCGAAUAUAAACAGUCCUUUGCAGAAAUUCAAGAUGGAAAGUGUUCUUGGCACAAGUUCGAGUAAUAUUUUACAGAAUGCAACAAAAAAAAAUUAACAGGUAAUUAUACACAUAUUUUUUAAUUGAUCCUGACCCAAUUUUCUUAAAACUGAGAUAGGUACUCUUGCUCAUAAAUAAUAAAAAAAUAAGUUUAAGAAAUUUUACUGUGCAUGUUGUUUGAAUUCCCGAUUUGUAAAAAAAAUAUUGAGCAAUAUGAAAACACAUUCCAUUUCUGCUGAUAAUACUGUAUAAACAAGUGAGAAAAUCCAUACUUUUUCUGGAUACAAAACAGAGAAGAUCAACAACAGUCAUUCGUUGACAGUAGACAAUCGGUUUGUAGUAGGGAUGGGGCGAAUCCUGAUUUCCUCGAAUCCGAAUCCUAACUCGAAUCCUCAACUGGAAUUGCCGAAUCUCGAACCCAAACCCGAAUCUUUUAAUAGAUGAUGUCCACAUAUCUAAUGUAAGUGAGAUGUAUUCUGCUUGCACUAAAAGUCCCUUGACUUUAUCACAUGUAGAUUGGUACAUUUCUGGUAUAAGUGUAUAUAAAGACAACAAUUUUUUCUUGAGAAAUUUCAGUUUUAGUACAGAUUAGCGGUUAGGAUUUUUUCUAUAAAUAAGCUAGAGGUCUACGAGCCUAAGAAUUUUACUUCGAGCCGAGCUCGAGCUUUUGUGGUACAGUUACACUUUUGGGAAAUUAUUUUUAUCUUAAACUUAAUAUCAUGUUUGAAUAAAGUAUUAAAAUGAAGUGGGCUUAUUAAUUUUGGGUAACUAUUUACAGAGUGUGUUUACAUUUUGCACUGCUAGAAAAAAUAUAACAUUUUUUUUUCAUUGAAUCUUACCUGUUUCCAUUGGUUCAUUAGUAACUGAUAUCAUCCAACUAACAUAACCAAGUAUAUGUUUGUGUAAAUGUAACAUAUCUUUGGAAAAAUUUCACCCUUGUCAAUUUUUCUGGAGUCCUUACUGAGCUUCAACAAACUUAGCACCAAAAAUCAUGUUGUUUGAAAAGUACAUUCACAUUGUUUCAACAUUUCCACUUUUCAGCACAAUAAUUCUGAGAGAGAUUGUCACAGAGUAUUAAAUUCUGUUCUUUAAUCUAUCAUUCAGAACAAUAAUUUGUUCUCUACGAUUGGAGAUAGUGUUUCCUGCAAAAGAGAAGCGUCUCUCGCUGGCAACCUGCUUGGCUGGAAUGCUUUAGUAAAAUUGCUUAACCUCAAAAUUAGUGUCAUAAAUAUCUGUAACUGGUCAUUAAAGUUUAAUCAAUUGAAAGUAAUAAAAAUAAAAACAUUUUACUUCAUUCAAUUUACACUUGCAAAAAAAAAAACAUACACACAAUAAACCUACAUGGAAAUUAAAGUCUUUUUCAAUAUCCUGAAGUCUGAAAUAUGUUUACUCAUGUCAUUAAACGUAGAGCUGUAUUGAAAAAGCCGAUUUUGCCAAUAUUUAGUUGAAUCGGCAUUUCUGCCCACUUCCGAUACAGUACGCUCGUUAAUUUUCGGCCGAUAUUACUGAUAAAGGCCUCUUCACAAUAGCGCGGCGCGGCGCGAUUCGACGCGUAGCGAUGUGACAUCAUUCGAUACCAACCAAUCAGAGUUAACAUCGCUCGCGGCGAGCGAUAGCUCGCGACGUGAGCACAAGCGACAAGACUGCCUUGCCGCGGCGGGCGACAUCGCUGAUGACGUAAGAGUAAACAGCCAAUCGCAAGCAAUAAUUCGGAGAAUUAUAAGAAUACCAGUUGUUAGUAAACAAACAAUUGAAAUAGAAGGCAAUAGGUGUCUGGAAAGUGAUAUUGAUGUAAAAUAAUUUCCUGAUGCAAGGUACCUUUUUUUAAAAAAAAAAAAAA